CAGAUAUUCUCAGAUUAUUUUUAGUUUUCAACCAAUGAUGCAUCGCCAAAUAGAAACAAUUUGUGGUGUGUCAUCGUCACAUCUGGACCUGUUCCUCCUUGCAACGAUGUCGACGCGCCCUUCGCUGCCAUCUUCCACAUCAUCCAUGAGCCUCGUGAGCGGUCCUGGAGAGCUUGAGUAUGGCGGCUACGGUCGCGUUCUGUUCUGCGGCCAGCUGGAGAAGCGCCGCGACGGCGCCGUGCGCGGUGGCUGGGCCUCGCGUCUCUUCGUUCUCACACCCGAGACGCUGCACUACUACCGCAAGGCCACCGAGUUCGAGCUACUGGGAGAGGAACGCGGUCACAUCGCACUGUCCUCCAUCACGAGGGUACGCGCCAUGCCGGAGGACGAAGCGCCCUACUCGACAGCAGAGCCGGGAGUAGAGCACUACUACCUUGAGAUCUGCACAGAGGACCGGCUGUAUCUGAUGCGGACGCCGGUUCGAGAGGCGUCAACAUGCGAGAGCUGGUCAAUCGCUAUUGAAGAGCAGCGCAAGGUGCUUCGAUCGGGGAAGGCGAAUAAACGUGAGUGCCCUUCGAGCUCUGUCCCUUUCCCGGAGGCGCUGCCUAGCCCCACUCUGCUAGCACGCAACCAUGAGCUUUUCUCCCAUUUCGAAGCGUCGCCACCACGGGUUGCCAUGGUCUCAGUCGUUCACGUGAGCGAGCGAGAUGGACGUCCUGCUGAGAAGGUAAUCAAGCGACGGACCGAGUGGGGCGAGAAGCUGGACCUCGGUGUAAUCCCGCAAGGAGGAGCAUGCGUCAUACUUCUGCAGGAUGGAGGUCUCGGUCGUAUUGGUACUCAAGCUCUCAUGAGCAGCUGGGAUUCGGGGCGUGUCUGCUGGAUUGAAGUGACCGAUGCCGAGUUCCCUACCGAGAUCGAAGUGUCGGUAACAUGCAAAGUGUUAUCGCAGGAGACCAAGUUGAAGUCUCCUAAGACUCAAAGCACUCAAGAAGGGCUACCGAAGUGGGUCGAGUGGGUGGACGAAGGCUCCAGUAUCGGCUUUCUCUUGAUGUGCCUCUUUGUUCACCUGCUGUAUGGCGUUGACGGCUUCCACUGGUCGCACAAGUGCUGCCUCACGGUCGGUGCAGCACUCGCCAUCUCGACUAUUCUCAACGGAUCUACUAGAAACCCACCGACACCAGCACCGACGCCUCGACACUCUAGUCCCACCAAUCUACUACCCAAGCUGCAGUUCACCCUCACAGUUCAUCGCUGCCGGAUAAAAAUGGAGGGUACAGAGUACAUUUACCCACAGGCUAGCGACAAUAAGUAGACCGCUCCAAUAACUCACGGAUAGAGCGGAUGGAAUGUGAGCAACGUACGUUGCACGUGCGCACUAUCCAUACUUCGAGUUAAAGUGGGAGCGACUCAAAAGGAAAUGAAGCAGCUUCAAAAUAAAUUACUUAUCCUACCAAGGCCUUCAA
This is a messenger RNA of Phytophthora nicotianae INRA-310, 1463 nucleotides long. RefSeq lists its product as hypothetical. The record is from RefSeq and is a predicted model, not a curated record. Lineage: Eukaryota; Oomycota; Peronosporomycetes; Peronosporales; Peronosporaceae. The coding region runs from base 35 to 1312 and encodes 425 amino acids. The transcript is spliced from 4 exons.